Messenger RNA from Panicum hallii, 1335 nucleotides. Its product is annotated as ras-related protein RABA3-like. Gene Ontology annotation, cellular component: endosome. The transcript has 2 exons. Lineage: Eukaryota; Viridiplantae; Streptophyta; Magnoliopsida; Poales; Poaceae. Gene Ontology annotation, molecular function: GTP binding; GTPase activity. Bases 366 to 1094 code for a protein of 242 amino acids. The record is from RefSeq and is a predicted model, not a curated record.
AGGAUGAUGGCUGCCGGCCUGCCCUUUGCGCAGCAGCCCUCCUCGCCAAAAGCACGACACGCACGAAACAUCAGCACGCAGGCGGUGGCGGACGGACACGAGCUGACCAGCAGAACUCAACCUCAAAAGCGCUGCCCCUGCCCCUAUCCCCCCUCCUGCUUGACAUGCCACACAAGUAACCGGCAGAGCCUAGCCGAGCCAGCUCCCCGCCAAGCUCUUCUCGCCUUCUCUCAUCGUGGGGCGCGGCCGCCGAUCGCGGCUCACAACAAAACGGAGCUAGACAGAUGAGAGUGUCAAGAGGAUCGGACCUUCUAGUUUUAGCUGCCAGGACCAGGAGGUGUGGUCGGGGGCGGUGAGGUGAAGGGAUGGUGGCGCGGGGAACGGAAGCGGAGGCGGCGGAGGAGGCGCGGUGGGAGGGGGAGGCGGAGAUCGACUACGUGUUCAAGGUGGUGGUGGUGGGGGACUCGGCGGUGGGGAAGACGCAGCUGCUGGCGCGCUUCACGCGGGACGAGUUCGCGCUCGACUCCAAGUCCACCAUCGGGGUGGAGUUCCAGGCGCGCACCCUCACGCUCCACCGCAAGCGCGUCAAGGCGCAGAUCUGGGACACCGCCGGACAGGAGAGGUACAGGGCGGUGACGAGCGCCUACUACCGCGGCGCGCUGGGCGCCAUGGUGGUGUACGACGUGACCCGGCGCGCCACGUUCGAGCACGUCCCGCGGUGGGUGGAGGAGCUCCGCGCGCACGCCGACGGCUCCACCGUCGUGGCGCUCAUCGGGAACAAGGCCGACAUGCCCGCGGCGCGGCGCGAGGUGGCGGCCGACGAGGCCGCGCGCCUCGCCGAGGAGCAGGGGCUCUUCUUCUCCGAGGCGUCCGCGCUCACGGGGGACAACGUGGAGCGCGCUUUCCUCACGCUCCUCGAGGAGGUCUUCGCCGUCGUCUCGCGCAGGGCGCUGGAGCUCGACGAGGCACGCCGGAUGCGCGGCGAGCAGGGCGAUGGCGGCGAGGUGCUGUCGCUCAAGGGGACCACGGUGGACCUGGGCUCCAUCACGGAGACCAGCGCCAUGAAGAGGAGCUCGCAGUGCGCCUGCUCGUGAUGGCGUUUUCAGUUCAGAUGUAGGAGUUCUUUCAAAACUACUGUAUUUUUUUAAGAACUUCGCAUUUACAAAUCACAGAUCAUUACACAAUUGGUGUUUUAGGCAUGUUACCUUGUAAAGCCCGUAAGUAUGAGACGUUUGAUUGUAUCUGAUCAAUCUUUAACCGAUCAAUUGUUUUGGUUUCGAAGUUCCCAAGCAAGGAGGCAGAUUUAUACCAUUAAACACUGUUUUUUCACAAGUA